Phyllopteryx taeniolatus (common seadragon) is the source of this 4654-nucleotide messenger RNA. It is a transcript of the gene sorcs3a, whose product is annotated as sortilin related VPS10 domain containing receptor 3a. NCBI's taxonomy places the organism in Eukaryota, Metazoa, Chordata, Actinopteri, Syngnathiformes, Syngnathidae. The record is from RefSeq and is a predicted model, not a curated record. Bases 383 to 4045 code for a protein of 1220 amino acids. Gene Ontology annotation, molecular function: protein binding. Gene Ontology annotation, cellular component: membrane. The transcript has 27 exons.
CACAUAUAUUUUAAUCUUUUGUAGAAUUUAAAUCACCUAAACCACAUAUGGCUGUAUUGGUCUGUAUUUUGAUCGCUAUAGGGGAGAAAAAAAAAAAAAAAAAAGAUCAGAACCAUGGACAGUCGCCUCCUUCCCUCCCUUCUCGGUCUCUUCCGGGCGCGCACUCGGCAGCUGGCUGCGUUACAGCUCCUCCCUCCUAUGUGUGGCUUUUCUCAUCAAACAUCCUUGGACGUGAACAGUUUCACCGAAGAGCACUUUUCCCUCCGAAAUAACCGGACGGACAACCCAGGCUUCAGAUAUCCUUUAUCGACCUGAGAGAAAGGAGCUAAGGUUUUGGAUCAGGACUCCAGCGGUCCAUCAUCCCCCAAAAUCUGUGUCAGCGAUGGAGACUUGCACUGGCUUCUGGCCGGGCAUGCACUUGGCUCUGGGCGUGUGGCUCGUGAUAGCCGCUCACAGCUUCCAGAAUUCUCAGGCGGAGAUAAGUUGCGCAUGUUGUCGGUUCCCAGUUCAACUUCACGGAGGUCAAACGCGCGCUAAGCCAGCACCGACAGACGAAGUAAGCGCCAUUAAAAAGAUCCAAGUGGAGUUUAGGGAACUCGGGAUUAGUCGACAAAAUGCUGGAAAGGACAACGAGCAAGAGGAUGCGCCUCACUUGAAGAAAGGCUCACCAGGGUCCACUGCAGAAAGUCAUCGCGGCGGAAAGCUUGAUUUGGGUGAUGGCGCUGCGCUACCAAGAGCGAAGAGAAACAUCCCCGAGUUUGCCGAGUUGAGCCAGAGUGGGCCGACGGGCCAAGAUGACCGGAAUUCCGGGAGCUCGGUUGAACGGGGCUCCUCGCUGGACGGGCUCUGGUCUUCUGGACUGAGUAGAUCGGAAAUCAGAAAGAACAGGGACGACGGCAGAGGAAGUAAACAACAGGAUGAGCCCAAAAUCACAAGCAGCACUUUCGCCCUCACUGGGGAUUCUGCACAUAACCACGCUGUCGUCUACUGGUCAGGACAAAACAGCAGCGUAAUCCUGAUCCUAACCAAGCUGUAUGACUUUCAUAUUGGCAGUGUCACUGAGAGCACUCUUUGGAGAUCUUCUGACUCUGGCUCCACGUAUGAGAAAAUGAAUGACAAAAUUGGAUCCAAGACUGUUCUGACUUACCUUUAUGUCUGUCCAACCAACAAAAGAAAGAUUAUGGUGUUGACUGAUCCUGAGUUUGAGAGCAGUGUGCUAAUCAGCUCUGAUGAAGGAGCCAGCUACCAGAAGUACCGUCUCACUUUCUACAUCCUAAGCCUGUUAUUCCACCCUAGUGAGGAAGACUGGGCCUUAGCCUACAGUCACGAUCAAAAGCUGUACAGCUCGUUAGACUUUGGGAGAAAAUGGCAGCUUGUCCAUGAACACGUUACCCCUACUAGAUUCUAUUGGUCUGUGUCAGGGCUAGACAAGGAGUCAGACCUUGUCCACAUGGAGGCCCACACGCAUGAUGGAAGUGUCCAGUACAUCACGUGCAGAGUGCAGAUGUGCACAGAAGCCAACAGGAAUUACCCCUUUCCUGGAUCCAUUGACAUCAGUUCAUUGGUGGUUCAGGAUGACUACAUAUUCAUACAGGUGCCUACAUCUGGAAGAGCCACUUAUUAUGUUUCCUACAAAAGAGACCUCUUCAUCCAAAUUAAACUUCCUAAAUAUUCCUUACCAAAGGAUUUACACAUUGUCAGCACAGAUGAAAAGCAGGUAUUUGCGGCAGUGCAAGAGUGGAACCAAAAUGACACCUAUAACCUCUACCUGUCUGACACUAGAGGAAUCUACUUCACCUUGUCCAUGGAAAAUGUCAAGACCACUAAAGGCAUAGGAGGCAACCAGAUGCUGGAUUUGUAUGAGGUGUCAGGGAUUAGAGGCAUGUUGAUAGCAAAUAAACGGCAAGAAAACCAGGUAAAGACCUUCAUCAGUUACAACAAAGGCAGAGACUGGAGGCUCCUGCAAGCUCCGACGACUGACCUGGAUGGAAAUGAAAUUCACUGCAUUCUGCCUUUUUGUUCACUCCAUCUCCAACUACAAACGUCAGAGAACCCCUACUUGUCAGGAGCAAUCUCCACAAAGAACUCUGCACCAGGGAUCAUUCUUGCCACAGGGAAUAUUGGCGCUGAGUUGUCAUACAACAAUGUUGCCAUGUAUAUAUCAUCUGAUGCCGGAAAUAACUGGAGACAGAUUUUUGAAGAGGAGCAUAAUGUUUGGUUUCUGGACAAAGAAGGGGCGCUUGUUGCUGUUAAACAACCUUCUGUGCCAACCAGACACUUAUGGGUCAGCUUUGACGAAGGGAGGCAGUGGACCCAACACAGCUUUUCCUCUGUGCCUCUGUUUGUGGACGGCGUUUUGGUAGAAGCUGCGGCGGAUAACCAGAUUAUGACAUUUUUUGGACACUUCAGCCACCGCUCUGAAUGGCAGCUCAUCAAGAUAGACUAUAAGUCCAUCUUCAGCAAGAAAUGUACUGAGGAGGAUUACCAAACAUGGCACUUGCACAAUCAGGGUGAACCAUGUGUUAUGGGACAAAAACAGAUUUACAUGAAACGCAGGCCAGGAAACUACUGCAUGCUCGACAAAGACUACUCAAGAAUUCUCUCUGCUGAGUCCUGUAUUUGCCGAGCCCAUGAUUUUGAAUGUGACUAUGGAUAUGAGCGCAGUGGCAAUGGGAACUGCAGGCCCUCCUUUUGGUUUAAUCCCUCCUCAACCACCAAAAGCUGCAGUCUGGGUCAGAACUAUUUCAACAGCACAGGGUAUCGUAAAGUGGUGUUAAAUAACUGCACCAAGGGAGUAAAAGAAAUGUAUACAGCUCAAAAGCAACAAUGCCCCAAGAAACCUCCAAAGGGACUUUUGCUGACCACCAAAGAUGGUAAACUAGCUGCCAACCUGGGCACUAAUGUUACUUUCCUGGUUCAUCUGGAUGAGGGUGAUUCAAUACGGACUAACAUCCAACUAGAUUUUGGCGAUGGCAUAGCCUUAUCCUAUUCGAACCUCAGCUGGGCUGAAGAGGGCAUCAAACAUGUCUACAAGUCUGCAGGGAUAUUUUGUGUCACAGCUCUGGCAGAAAACUCCCUGGGUUAUGACACAACAACACUCUAUCUGCAUGUCACGUGUCCUGUGGAGCAUGUCCAGCUUCUUUCUCCCUUUGUUGUCAUAAGAAAUAAGGAAGUUAACAUCUCAGCAGUUGUCCUACCCAGUCAUCCACGCACAGUCACCUACUUUUGGUGGCUUGGCAACACCACUGAGCCAACAGUCACCUUGGAUGGGAGUAUCUCAUACACCUUUCCCAGUGAGGGAAUGUAUUCUCUCACAGUUCAAGUAGCUGCAGCCAACAUCAUAUUUCAAGAUUCCAAAACCAUAGCAGUUAGAGAAUUCUUCAAAUCCCUACUUUUAUCAUUCUCCCCAAAUCUGGAUGAGUUCAACCCUGAUUUAUCCGAGUGGAGGCAGGAUUUGGGGAGAGUAAUUAAGAAGGCCGUUCUCCAAGUGGCUAAGUUCCCAGAAGAACAGCUUUUGGUAGCUGUGUUUCCUGGAGUUCCAACUGCCGCUGAGCUAUUCCUGUUACCGCACAAGAACCAGUCACAUGACAAGAAAAAGAGUGAGGAGGAGCUAGAACAAGUUUCAAACAUAAUUGUCAGUGCACUGAACCAGAAUCUGGUGGAGUUCGAGCUGAAGCCUGGCGUAAGAGUGAUUGUAUAUAACACACAGCUAACACUUGCACCCUUGGUGGACUCCAACCCUCGACAUAGGAGCUCUGCUAUGCUGAUGCUCCUAUCAGUGGUUUUUCUUGGCCUUGCAGUGUUUCUCAUCUACAAAUUCAAGAGAAAAAUACCCUGGAUAAGCAUAUACGCAGAGGUGAACCAGGAGAAAGAGCAAGAGAUGAUUAGCUCGGUGGGCCAAGGUGACAACACGACAAAAAUAACACUAAAUGAGUUUUCCUCUUCAAAAGAACUCAUGGAGAAAGAACUGGAUGCAAGGGUCAAAAGGGGAGUCGCAAAUGCCCAUGAGAGCACAAGGGAGAUUCCAAACUGCACUAGUGUGUAGAGCUUGUACUGUAUAGCAACCUAGUGUCAAAGGGGUCUCUCUUUCAGUUUUGUAAUUCUCAACACAACUGCUGUUAAUAGUUUUCUAAGAGACCUCAUUUUUACAGCGGUGCAUGGAAGUCUUGAUCAAUAACAGCCAUGCAGCAAAUCAAUGCAUUCAAUGAGAUUAUUGUAUUGUCCACAGACAAAACAUCAAACAGUUUUGUGGGUGUAUCAGCUAUGUAACACAGUACAUUUGUAAAGCUGACAAAAUACUUUGCUUCAGACAUAAUUUCUGCUAAUGUAUAACCACAAUGUCAAAGUACUUAAUUAAACGGAAUAUUACUAACACAUAAACUACUAUAGCCUGUGUUGUAGAUAAUUCAUUACUAUAAAAAGUUGUUUUUCUGUCAGUUAUCCCAAAAUCCACAUUUACGUAUUUUAAAACAGUUGUACUCUUCUUGAAAUAUCUUGAAAUAAAUGUAUAUUUGUUUCUACAUAUUACACAUUUACAUACCCUAAAUCUUUUGAAAAUUAAAUGUACAUUUUCAAAAUUACCAUUUUUUUUUAUUGUUAAUACUUUCAUAUUGUGUAUGAAAUGUAAACUGUGAUAAAGUCUUCUGCAUUAAUG